Trichoderma atroviride IMI 206040 is the source of this 692-nucleotide messenger RNA. RefSeq lists its product as uncharacterized. Gene Ontology annotation, cellular component: nucleus; cytosol. NCBI's taxonomy places the organism in Eukaryota, Fungi, Ascomycota, Sordariomycetes, Hypocreales, Hypocreaceae. The record is from RefSeq and is a predicted model, not a curated record. Gene Ontology annotation, molecular function: 2 iron, 2 sulfur cluster binding. Gene Ontology annotation, biological process: intracellular iron ion homeostasis.
CUUUCCUCACAUACUUCUCGCAUAACCACACACAUAUAUAUAUACCAUGGCCUCAAUAACAGAAGCCUCCCUCCGCGAGGCCAUCACCCAGCGCCUCGGCGCAAUCCACGUCGAAGUCACCGACAUGUCAGGUGGCUGCGGCCAAGCCUUCACCUCCCUCAUCGUCUCCCCCCAGUUCAAGGACCUCAAGUCCCUCAAGCGGCACCGCCUCGUCAACACCGCCCUCAAGGACGAAAUCGCCGCCAUCCACGCCUGGACGGCCAAAUGCCAGACGCCCGACGAGUGGGACAAGGAGAGGGAUACUGCGGCGCCGUCGCUGGAUGGCACGGUGGGAGGACAUGUUGAGGGGACGAACCAGUGAAGAAAAAACAGCAGGCAGAUAUGCUUUCGGUACGGAAAUAAAAGAACAUGUGAUGCAAAAUCACUGGCUGGGCUGAGAACAAGGUGGAAUGGACAAGAUGGGCGCGAUGAGUGUAUAUACCCAAGAAAAGAGGCGCCCCAGAGGAGAAAAACACUAGAUCACGGCAGCAACAUCAGUGCUUCAAGGCUUGGAUAUCUCUUGCAUAAUACAGCACAAGACACAAUGCAGCUCUACCAACUCAAAGGGCACGGCAUCCCGACAGCAUGGCAUGGAGAGUGGUAGCUCGAAAAGAUAUCUUUAUAGCUUAUAUAUAUAUAUCAAGAGUCAAAUC